Messenger RNA from Drosophila virilis, 1986 nucleotides. The record is from RefSeq and is a predicted model, not a curated record. Lineage: Eukaryota; Metazoa; Arthropoda; Insecta; Diptera; Drosophilidae.
CUAACCAGAAUUUGUUCUUCCUUCUCAUUCCCGCUACAGAUUUGGCAAGGUAAAAAAAAAACAAAAUGCUUUCGCUGCAGAAUCAACGUCAACCAAAGACAACACCUUUGGUGGACGACUAUGAGAUAUCGGAUACGGUCCUGGGCCUGGGCAUUAACGGCAAAGUGGUGCAGUGCACCAAUCGGCGCACCAAACAGAACUAUGCAUUGAAAGUGCUACUGGACAAUGAGAAGGCGCGACGAGAGGUCGAUCUGCACUGGCGGGCCAGCGGCUGCAAGCACAUUGUCAACAUCAUCGAUGUCUACGAGAACACCUACAGCGGUCGCAAAUGCCUGCUGGUGGUAAUGGAAUGCAUGGAGGGGGGUGAGCUGUUCCAGCGCAUACAGGACAAAGCGGACAGCUCGUUUACGGAACGCGAGGCGGCGCAUAUAAUGCGCGAGAUAUGCGAGGCCGUUUACUAUCUGCAUAGUCGGGAUAUUGCCCAUCGGGAUCUCAAGCCGGAGAACUUGCUCUAUACGACAAAGCAACCAAAUGCUAUACUAAAGCUCACCGAUUUCGGUUUCGCCAAGGAGACCUUCACCAAUGACACUCUACAGACGCCCUGCUAUACGCCGUACUAUGUCGCGCCAGAGGUGCUUGGCCCCCUAAAGUAUGACAAGAGCUGUGACAUCUGGUCGCUGGGCGUGGUCAUGUAUGUUAUAAUGUGCGGCUUUCCGCCGUUCUAUAGCAUCAAUGGCCUAUCCAUAUCGCCGGGCAUGAAGAAGCGCAUACGCAACGGUCAAUAUGAUUUUCCCGAUCCGGAAUGGACGCACGUCAGUCAGGCGGCCAAGGAUUUAAUCAAGGGCAUGCUCAAUGUGGAUCCCAGCAAGCGUUUGCGCAUCGAGGAUGUGUUGCGCAACAAAUGGAUAGCACAAUAUGAUGCCGUGCCCCAAACGCCCCUCUGCACCGGCCGCAUACUAAAAGAGGGCGAAGAGACUUGGCCGGAGGUGCAGGAGGAAAUGACACGCUCGCUGGCCACCAUGCGUGUCGAUUACGAUCAACAGAUGCAAAUUAAAGCACUGGACAAGUCCAACAAUCCGCUGCUGACGAAGCGCAGGAAAAAGAUUGAGGAGAUUUAUGCGGUUCACAGCAAGUAAAUUGCGGCCGCUAGCGAAGCCACAAAAACAACAACCAAGGAUUAAAGGACAAACGCCAAACCUUCCUCCCUCUAUAAAAGAUAAAAUAUAAUAUAAUAAGAUGUGCCCCAAUAUCGGGCUGUUCUUAUUAUAUUACGCUUUAUCGCCUAAUACUUAAGAGUUGUACAAUGCUAUAGAACACGACAAAAGUUUUACAACUUCUAUAUCUGCAUACAACAGGGAUGGUAGCCCACUCCCCCACCCCCACCCCCCGCCUCUUUCCCAUUAUCCGCGCACUUCUUGACUAUGUUACAUUAAUUUUUGUUUGUCUUUAUGUGCAUUAUUCAUAUCCUGUAUAUGUAUGUAUUGUAUAUCCAUUUCCAGUAAAGGUUUUAAGGGUAUUCUUAGUGUGAGAAAAGUGCUCUUUCAAAUUGAAAUAUAACUUAUAUAGAAGCGACAUAACAGAAAACCUACGCAUAUACCUACUAUACUUAAUAUAUAUAUAUAAACAUAUAUUAUAUAUAUAUAUAUGCUUAUAGUAUGUCGCUAGCUACAGCCCCGACUUAUAACAACCUGAAUUUUAUUGAGUUAAUAUUUGUUUUAUCAUUUAAUUAUUUUUGUGACUUGUGUACUUGUGAAUUUUUGUUUUGCAUGCGAAAUGAAUGACAAAAAUCAUGUUUAUAAUUUAAUUUUUAAUUAAAAACAAAAGUGCAUGUAUGUCCCAAACAGCUGUCGAUUAACUUAAGCAUUAGCCCUGCUCCAGUUGACAUGUCGAACACGUCUACGUUUAUCAUCUUGUGCUGAUCACAGCUCUAUGCAAGCUAUACAAUUUAUCAUAUAAAUAAAGUAUUUGUAGUUUAUAAAAUCGAGA